CUGCCCUGGAAAGCACCUUUGAGGCACAGGUGAAGGGUUUGAAGCAGGUACUGAUUCCAGCAGAGGGGCCUUGAAAGAGCAGCCGGGAGAGUUUGUUCUUGAAAGGUCAAAAGCCGGCUCGGUUCAGGCUGCUGAUGAAUAUUCUCAUCUGUACCGAGCUGUGCCGCUCCGAGGUUGCCUCUGGGUCUCGCUGCCUCUGUGCUCCUCCACUGGAGUAGCCCAGAGCGGCCCGACUAACUCGCACAUGAAAUUACUUGAAUUAGUUCAUCAGUCUAAACCCUCUAAAUGUUCAGUUCAGCCGAGGAGCCCUCGUGCUCUCUGCCCAGUGUCUGUAAUCUCUUCCUGCUGCUCUGUUCUUCUCGUGUUUGGGUUCAGAUCACCCCAAAUCAGCACAGCUUCGCCCAUUUGUUUUAGCACCCGUGGGAGAGCCGUACCAAACUGUUCAACACCCCUUUGGGACAAAAGGCUUGGCUGGCCACUCAUCACCUUGGAGUCUCAGUACUCUGACUGGUUUUCUAGUACAGAUUGAGCAGUAUUGAAGGUGUACAUAGCUUAAGAAGUGCACACGAGUCCGAUAAACCUUUGUUUUCUUCCAUCAAGCUUGCAGUCCCUUUAUUCAGACAGCCAGAUGUUACGCCAGACCUGUGAGAAGAAAGAGGAAAGACAUCCCCAGCCAUUUGGAUGAUCUCCCUCCCAUGAUGUUGAAGAAAGAUUAUGCCAAUGUCCCAAUAAUAAAUAGUGUGGACGAUGUAGUGAAAAGACUGCUGUCGCUGGAAAUGGCAAGCCAGAAGGAGAAGAUGAAAAUAAAGACACAGCAGCUGGUGGAGAAGGUCAGGAGGUCUCCCAACGACAAUGGCUCCUUUGAGGUGCAAGUUGCUAAGUUGACUGCCAAGAUACGCACUUACGAGGAGCAUCUUCAGAGGCAUCCCAAGGAUAAAAGUAACCGUCGUCGCAUGCUGAUGGAUGUAGAUCACCGGAAGAAGCUACUUGCGUACCUUCGCCGUGUCCGCUAUGAUACCUUUGAGAACACCUGCAAGCAGCUGAAUAUCCAGUACACCCUACCCCCUCCCUACUCCAGAAGGAUCACCAAGCGCUGGGUGGUGAAGAAGGCCUUCUGCCUCAAGGUUUUUCAGGAGGCGCGGAAGCUGAAAGCAGCCGAGAGGCUGAAGCAGAGAAGAGAGCGGCAAGCAAGAGCGAGACCUGAAAAGGAGAAACAGGCGCAGAGCGCGCAGGGCGAGGGGACGCCUGUGUAGCAGCACGCUGAGCCAGUCUCUUUCAAAAUAAAUAACUACCUAGAGA
Molecule: messenger RNA, 1299 nt
Organism: Egretta garzetta (little egret)
Lineage: Eukaryota; Metazoa; Chordata; Aves; Pelecaniformes; Ardeidae
Gene: MRPS15
Product: mitochondrial ribosomal protein S15
Exons: 7
Coding region: 696-1253 (185 amino acids)
Biological process (GO): translation
Cellular component (GO): ribosome
Molecular function (GO): structural constituent of ribosome
Source: RefSeq, a predicted model, not a curated record